GAUCCUGUUGGAAACUCUUUAAAAGAAGCCACAGAAGCUAAUUCAUCAACUGAAAAAGAGAACAUUCCAACUUUAAGACGAUCAAAACGAAAACCUACACUUUCAAAAAUGGAAUGUAAUACAGUUUCAUCUGAGCAGCAGCCCCAUGAAGGUUUGAAAGCCAAAAAUUUAGCUGCAAAGACUAGAAAAUGCCGUUCAGCAAUAAACCCAAAACUAGAAAUAUCUAGUGUAAAAGAUCUAGAAGCAGAUACUUUAUCAAUGGAAAAUUUUUAUUUUGAAGAAAGAGAAGUGUUAAUUGAAGAGAGUCAUCAUUUAAGUGAAAGGUUAAUUUUAGGGAAUGAAAAAUGUAAUUGGAAAGAAUUAGCAGAAGAGAGGAGAUUAAUGUUAGAGAAAGCUCUGCAUGAAAAUGAAAUGCUACAUGAUCAAUUAAAUGUACUUCAAACUGAAAAUUUCCAGUUAAAGCAGCUAGCAACAGAAGCUGAAGCUUUAGCAUCAACUGUGAGGGAUAUGAUCCAGUAAAAUUUAGGACAAUUUAUAUGUUAUUUAGCCUUGAAAUGAGUUGCUUUUGUCAAGUCCUCUUUGAUUGUGAUUUUCUAGGGAAAAAAUAAAUAAAUAACUUUAAAAGUUUAUUGUGAUUAUGA
Messenger RNA from Stegodyphus dumicola, 641 nucleotides. RefSeq lists its product as uncharacterized. Lineage: Eukaryota; Metazoa; Arthropoda; Arachnida; Araneae; Eresidae. Gene Ontology annotation, biological process: regulation of DNA replication. The record is from RefSeq and is a predicted model, not a curated record.